Messenger RNA from Heterostelium album PN500, 1488 nucleotides. RefSeq lists its product as uncharacterized. Gene Ontology annotation, biological process: protein targeting to vacuole; protein retention in Golgi apparatus. The record is from RefSeq and is a predicted model, not a curated record. Lineage: Eukaryota; Evosea; Eumycetozoa; Acytosteliales; Acytosteliaceae. The coding region runs from base 1 to 1488 and encodes 495 amino acids. Gene Ontology annotation, cellular component: extrinsic component of membrane. The transcript is spliced from 2 exons.
AUGGAUAGAAUAUUAAGUAAAGUAGAGAAUGCUUGGUGCUCAGUGGAUCAUGGUGAUGAAUACGUUAAAGCCAAAGUAUUUUGUUGCAGUUGCGAGGUUUACUAUUGUGAUAAAUGUGAUGCAGAGAAACAUAAACAGAGUGAAGAAGACCAAACAACAUAUACUUUAAAUAUAAAUGAACAGGAAAUGCAUAUCCGUAUUCCAGUUGAUCAAGUAAUAGGUGAUGAUGAUGAAGAACAUAUAGUUAAAGAUGAUAAUGAUAAAAAGAAAUUACAUGAAGAACAGGAAAAGGCAAAAAAUAUUGAAAAGAAAGCAGAUAUUCUCAAAGAGUUGGAGAAUGAAAAGAAAGAAAAAGAGAAACGUGAAAAAGAAUUAGAAAAAGAGAAGGAAAAGAAAGAAAAAGAAAAAGAAAAGAAAGAUAAAGAGAAAGGAAAGAAGGAUAAAGAGAAGGAAAAGAGUGAAAAGAUAAAGGAAAAGUUGGAUAGUUCACAGAAUGGUCAAUCACCGGUAAAGUUGGAGACUGAAGGAACCAUUUUCGAAGAGGACAUCGAGAAUGUAAAUGGUACCACCACAAACGAAAUGAUUUUCAAUCAAGUCAAAGGAACUAAUUCAUGUGCAUUGGAGGAGGACGAAGUAGAUGCACCGGAGGAAGCAUCGCAAGAGGACCAGCUCGAAGCAGCCCAUGUAGUGCAAGGUGUAUUCGAAGGUCUCAUCGAGCUUGGAAGUGGAAUUGGUGAUGGUGUCACAGGAAUCAUUGCCGACCCGAUGGCUGGUGCCAAGGAGGGUGGAGCCAAAGGAUUCUUUAAGGGUGUAGGCAAAGGUUUGAGUGGAGUCGCUUUGAAACCAGUCAAGGGUGCAUCGGGAUUCAUUCUCAAAACUGCCGAAGGUUUGAGAAACACACCAGAGACUAUCUUCACACCAAAGAAUCAGCAUAUCGACAUUGUCAAGGAGAAGGAAGCAUCGCAUCUGCUGGAUGGACUCUAUCAAGGAACAUUGGGUCUUGGCAAAGGUAUUUUCGAGGGUGUCACAGGUAUUAUUGCCGAGCCGGUCAGAGGUGUUCAGGAGCAGGGUGGUAAGGGUUUCUUUGUUGGACUUGGCAAGGGUUUGAUGGGUGUCGUUUUGAAGCCGAUUUCCGGUGCAAUGGAGUUUGUAAGCAAGCCAAUCGAAGGUCUGGCAAAUACACCGCAAACCAUCAUCGAUGCUAUCGAAACAAAGAAAGCAGAACGACAAGCAAAAGCAAAUGCCGCCAAUGCCAAUAGAGAUCUGACAAGUUCCGACGAGAUUUUGGACGCUGCUGGUGAAGGUGAGCAGAUCAAUAAGAAAUCUAGUUUAUCGUCUGCAUCAAAGUCUUCACCAUCUCUGGGCAGAUUCAACAAGUCAAAAGAAGAAGACCUACAAUCACAGAAAGAGUAUAACGAAAAAUGGCUUGAAAGAAAUCAAGUUUUAUCAAACAACAGUAUCAGCAGUAUAGAUUUUAAAAGACAAUGA